UGUGGCAGGAGCAGCAAUGGUCCCUCCUGGGAAAGGAAGCCAUUCGAACUUGAACUUGGAGUUUCCUUCUUCUGCUGAUUCUUGAGGCCUAGGAGGGCACCUCUAGCAGAAUUCAGAGAUCAAUAAUGUCCCUGUAUUGUGGAAUAGCAUGCAGGAGAAAAUCUUCUUGGUGCUAUAGGCUGCUGUCAACCUAUGUAACUAAGACACGGUAUUUAUUUGAACUGAAAGAAGAUGAUGAUGCUUGUAAAAAGGCCCAGCAGACAGGCACAUUUUACCUCUUUCAUAGUCUCGCUCCUUUGCUUCAGACAUCAACAAAUCAAUACCUGGCCCCGCGGCAUAGCCUAUCAGAACUGGAAAGACUCCUGAGUAAGUUUGGACAGGACUCACAAAGAUUAGAAGAUUCUGUGCUGAUUGGAUGCUCUGAACAACAUGAAGCAUGGUUUGCUCUGGAUCUAGGUCUGAAUAGCUCCUCGUCCUUUGGUGCCUCCUUACAGAAACUUGAAAUGGAAACAGAGCUCCAGGGAUCUUUCAUUGAGAUGAGGAAGGCUCUUUUUCAGCUGAAUGCAAAGGAUGCCUCCUUGUUAUCCAUGGCUCAGGCUCUUCUCCGUUGGCAUGAUGCUCAUCAGUUCUGCAGCAGAAGUGGGCAGCCCACCAAGAAGAACAUGGCUGGCAGCAAGCGUGUGUGCCCUUCCAGUAAGAUCAUCUAUUAUCCUCAGAUGGCGCCUGUGGUGAUCACUCUGGUGUCAGAUGGUACGCGAUGCCUGCUUGCCCGCCAGAGCUCCUUUCCCAGGGGAAUGUAUUCUGCCUUGGCAGGUUUUUGUGAUAUAGGUGAAAGUCUGGAAGAGGCUGUCCGGCGGGAAGUUGCAGAAGAAGUGGGAUUGGAGGUGGACAAACUGCAGUACUCGGCAUCCCAGCACUGGCCCUUUCCCAAUAGCUCACUCAUGAUUGGGUGUCACGCAACUGUGAAACCAGGGCAGACAGAGAUCCAUGUAAACUUGAGAGAACUAGAGGCAGCUGCCUGGUUCAGUUGUGAAGAGGUGGCCACUGCCCUGAGGAGAAAGGGCCCCUAUAGUCAGCAAGAGAAUGGGACUUUCCCAUUCUGGGUACCUCCCAAGUUAGCCAUUGCUCACCAACUGAUUAAAGAAUGGGUAGAAAAACAGACCUGUUCUUCCCUGCCUGUUUAGCCCAGAUCAAACUAGCUCAAUAACUCCUUGGUAUCCCAACGGGCAUACCAGAGAUGAGCGGACAAACAGAAGUGAUGAAAGGCCAGCUACAGGCCAACCUCAUAAGGCAGAGCAGAAGAUGAGCCUACAGAAAGCACCUUUAUCAGCAAUGUUGAAAGAAGUUCUUCCGGGUGGAUAAUCCAAGAUGACAGUGUGAGAAGAAAAACCAAUGAGAUGUGAACUAUCAAGAUCAGAAAGAAGGAUGAAGCAUUAGUUUGGAUGUAGGCCCAUAUUAACCCAUUUUCUCCAAGGCCUUGAGAGUGAACAUCUUGCAUGUGGCUUGCUAAUGGUGUGUUUAUACUAACUGCCAAAAUAAGCCUGGUGUAAUUUUGGCUAAAACUUUUAUCUUAAUAAUGAAAAUAUAGAACAAAUCUCAAGCGACUGCUGAGUUUUUAUCCUCACUGAAUUAAAAAAAUAGUAUAGCAUAAUAUUUCUGAAUGGUAUACACGUAUAGUCUUGUACAUGGUGAAUACAGCGUAUUUCUUUAAUUUUAAGGAAUGAGAAAAAGGAAGGCUAAGGAACUUUGCAAUAAAUCAGAUGCAAUAAGGUUCUGUUGAGGCAGCUGAAUUUUGGUGGGACUCAAAGGAUGUAAUGAGGUAUGUUUAAGCCAUUCUGAGUGUCUUUUUGGCAGGUCCCAGCCCUGUUACUUGCCCCGUUUGUGAGCCAGAGAAAAGACUAUCACUUUGUCAUGCUCUAUUUCCUAAAUGUCAAGUAAUCACUGGCAUGUGCAUACCCAGUAAGUGUUAAUUAACUUCAUUGAAGGGAUUAGUGAAGGUAAAUAAUGCCAAACCUGAACCAUUUCUUGUACUUUUUUUUUUUUUAAGAGAGGACACAUAU
Messenger RNA from Tupaia belangeri chinensis (Chinese tree shrew), 2060 nucleotides. RefSeq names its product nudix hydrolase 13 (gene NUDT13). Gene Ontology annotation, molecular function: metal ion binding; hydrolase activity. Bases 126 to 1184 code for a protein of 352 amino acids. Lineage: Eukaryota; Metazoa; Chordata; Mammalia; Scandentia; Tupaiidae. The record is from RefSeq and is a predicted model, not a curated record. The transcript is spliced from 9 exons.